Oryza sativa Japonica Group (Japanese rice) is the source of this 1386-nucleotide messenger RNA. Its product is annotated as acireductone dioxygenase 3. Gene Ontology annotation, molecular function: acireductone dioxygenase [iron(II)-requiring] activity. NCBI's taxonomy places the organism in Eukaryota, Viridiplantae, Streptophyta, Magnoliopsida, Poales, Poaceae. The record is from RefSeq and is a predicted model, not a curated record.
CGACAUAUGAUUGAUUUCCCACCGGCCAAAACCACUGCACGCGCCGAUGCAAUCAGAAUCAAUUUCUAUUAACAUUGACCUCUCGCAGCUCGCGCAUGCUCAUCUCGUCAACUAAUGAUGAAUGAAUCGUGAAUUCUCUCUCUCUAUAAAUGGCUACUAAUUCGAUCAUCCCAAGGCAAUAAUCCACAGACAGCAAAGGAUGAUGCAAGCCAAGAAGCCAAGAUCACCAUUGAUGAUGCUCAUCGCCAAGAAGCCGCUGCUGCUGCUUCUUCUUCUGCUCGUUCUCCUGGUGUUGGAGCCAAGAUCAUCAGCAGAAGCUAACCUCGUCGGCGUCAAUGGCGGAGAGACGGAUGAGAGGCGGCUUGAGAGCUUGGUUUACGACGAGCUGCCCUUCUCCCAGCUCGGCUUGGGAUUCCCUACCACCGUCGUCGCCGGUGGCUCCGAGAAUGAUGUGGAGGAAGUUGUGCAAGCAUGGUACAUGGACGACGACGACAACGCGGAGGAAGACCAGAGGCUUCCUCAUCGCCGCCAGCCUGAUGAUCUUCUUCCUCUCGCCAAAUUGCUUGACCUCGGACUCGUUGCAAUGCGAUUAGAUGCAGAUAACCAUGAGCACGAUGAGAACCUUAAGAUAAUGCGUGAACAGAGAGGCUACUUGCACAUGGACAUCGUUGAAUUGACCCCAGAGAAAAUGCCAAAUUAUGAGGUGAUGAUCAAGAGAUUCUUCGAAGAACAUCUCCACACAGAUGAAGAAGUUCGCUAUUGUCUUGAUGGUAGUGGUUACUUCGAUGUGAGAGAUGAGAAUGACAAGUGGGUCCGGGUUUCAGUGAGGAAAGGGGCACUCAUCGUUGUGCCAGCCGGCAUCUAUCACCGCUUCACACUUGAUACCAACAACUACAUAAAGACCAUGCGUUUAUUUUCAGGUGGGCCAGAUUGGACGGCUUACAAUCGUCCUCAUGAUCAUCUGCCUGAAAGGAAGAAGUAUCUAGAAGCGCUGCAUAACAGGACCCCGAGAUUUGGACAACUGCAUCGAAUUCGCUCAAAAAUGGAGUAAUUUUUAUUUUGAAAAUAGCAUUAAUAUAUACCCAUCUUUCCUCAUCAUUAAUAAAUUUUAGAUUUUCUGCAUCCGUCAACUGAUGUUGCGAAGUGAUUAAGAUGGUGGUGUUAGAUAGGGUGCAAUGGGCCAAUGUUUGAUCUCUUGAUCAAGCAACGACAAGAUAUAUAUGGAUCAUGUAUGUAUUUUUUUUUAAAAAAAAUGUAUCAUGUAUGUAGAACAAUUGCUCCAAUGCAAGUGUUUGCACUACUGUAGACCUCCUCAUGUAUAACAUUUCAAAACAAUCUAUCUAUAAUGGGUAUGUCAACUGAUACACAUUCCAUUGAUCAAAGGAA